AUGGAACCCUACCUCCCACCAAGAUACUACGAGCCUCAGAGCGGUCUCCUCACCUUCGCCCUCGUCAUGGGCUUUGCUAUGUUUGUUGUGUUCUCCGGUUUCAAAGCGUACGGCAUGGCCACCAAGUCAAGCCCAGAGAUCGGCAUGACCAAGGAAGAGCUGCAGGAGCUCGUGAGAGAGGGUGUACGACACGAGGUGGAGAUCAUUGAGAGGUGCAUGGCGGCGCGCGAGAGCCAACUUGAGGAAGCCAUCGACAUGGUGCACCAGCAUGAAGCUCGCAUAGCGGCACUAGAAGAGAAAUACGACAAGGCUAUGGAGGACAUGGGCGCCCUGCGUGCCUCAAUCAGCAAUCUUACCCCUGGGAAACUUCCGGCUACACCGUUGGUACAGUCUUCGCCGUCUGAGUGCAGCUCAUGGGCACCCAGCUACCAUCCAUACAACUCAGAUGAUGUCAGCAUCAACGGCAUGGAAGAACACGUGUCUGAGCCGCGAGUUUUAUCAUCAGCAGAUCAAGUGCCUAAGAUAUCCAGCUCUCAACUUGAUUUGCUGGAAGGUGAGCUCGCUGAGUCGGGCGGCUGGGACCUGAACGUGGAGGCAUCUGAUGACAACAGCGAUGGUAGUAACACUGACCAAGACGAUGAAGGCGAGACAAGCGAUGAGUAUGACGACCCAGAAACAUCUGUUCCUUGCGUGAUUGCGCCGAAAGUUGUCAGAAAGCCAAUCAGACCACUGUCAAAGUGCAAGACGAAAGGUGCUAGCAUUCUUAAGGAUAGGCAGGAAGGUCCCUAG
This is a messenger RNA of Alternaria burnsii, 789 nucleotides long. RefSeq lists its product as uncharacterized. NCBI's taxonomy places the organism in Eukaryota, Fungi, Ascomycota, Dothideomycetes, Pleosporales, Pleosporaceae. The transcript is spliced from 2 exons. The record is from RefSeq and is a predicted model, not a curated record. The coding region runs from base 1 to 789 and encodes 262 amino acids.